Molecule: messenger RNA, 2064 nt
Organism: Eremomyces bilateralis CBS 781.70
Lineage: Eukaryota; Fungi; Ascomycota; Dothideomycetes; Eremomycetales; Eremomycetaceae
Exons: 7
Coding region: 1-2064 (687 amino acids)
Source: RefSeq, a predicted model, not a curated record
AUGUCAAGUAUCUCAAUUUUAGAUAUAAUUAAGGCCAACCCAAUCGGAAAAGCCUUGGACGCGUUCCGCAGCUCCCUUGAGUCUUUCGACGGCGGUAACGCUCGCUCACCUUUUGUAUCGCCCAUUCUAACGAGCGCAGAACUGAAGAAUCUGGGGUUUGAUCUCGUGUCAGCCCUCCAGAGUCUUCCAGUAUGCCGGCUGCUUCCUUCUAGGAUUAGGUUAGGUGCCGGUAUCAACUCCAGUGACUUUGACGUCGACCGCGUCCUUCCACUCCAGAGGGCGAUCUUUAACAAAGAACCAGAUGAGGAUGUCUUGAACAAGGCGACCGACGCCGUCGCCGAGUCCACACCUCCCCGCCCGCUGCCGUACGUGAACCAGACCCCGUUGACACGCAACACGAGCAGCUUUGUCAACUCCUCCGAGCAUCGGAAAUAUAUGGACGGUGCCCUAAAGGAAGAGCUAGCGUCGGUAUACAUUGGGGUUCCCAGGUUCUACGAAAUCUUCUUUAGGGAAGUGGACGGCCUUACAUCGGCAGCCGAAGCUGUCUUCAAAAAAUGCAAGGAAGGAGAUGAUCCACUGGGGUUGGAAGGGUCGACGGCGGACCGCAAGCUGGAUUUUGGCUUCGUGGACGAUCCGAAGGCUAGCGAAACAUCCAAGUGCCACUGGUCGCAGGUUCUCGUGCCAGAGGAGCUCAAGAGCAACCACACCUUGGAUACAGUGUCCCAAACGUUGCUUGACCUUGGUAGAUGCGCAAGAGAGGUGCUGGCAGCGCAGGACAGCCGUCGCUUCGUUCUCGGAUUUACGCUUUGCGGACCUGUAAUGCGGCUAUGGUCGUUUGACCGGGCAGGCGCAAUCGCCUCACCGUCGUUUGGCAUUAACAUGGAGGGGCAGCAAUUCGUUAUACGGCGAGCGGCUUGUGUGGUGGGCCGUGCAACAACGUGCUGGAAAGCAUAUCGCGAGGGGGAUGAAUCACGGGAACCUCUCGUCAUUAAAGAUUCUUGGCAGUAUCUGGAACGUGAAGAGGAAGGCUUGCUGCUGCAAGAAGCCACUGAAAAGAAUGUAACGAACGUGGCAAGGUACUACCACCACGAGACCGUGUGCGUGGGCAGCGAGGUGGAUGACGUUUAUGGCGGUGUCCGCAAGGGCCUAGAUACCAGCAAAGCGACGAACUACAAACCGAAAAGCUCGAUAAUGUUGCCCCCUCUCACUAAAGAAAGAGGUCGAAGUGCAGGCAGUGUCAGGAAAAGAAGUCGCUCAGCGGCUCUGACGCAGAGUUGCCGCCCAGCAAGCGAGCUACCGAAUCGCGUGCAUCGCUGUGUCAUCGUUCGCGAUUACGGAAAACCUAUCUAUCGUGCAAGCUCUCGAGGGGCCUUGCUGGGUGCUCUAAUGGGUUGCAUCGAAGGUAAGGACAUGAUCGGAGUCUCUUGCGUAUUACAUGCUGACCAGAAAGGAUACAAGAAUCUGCACGAAACCGGCAAUAUAUGGCACUGCGACAUAUCACAAGGCAACCUCAUGAUUAACGAGAAUGAAGAGAACCCUUCGCGGUCAGCAUUUCUGAUCGACCUAGAUCUUGCAGUCAGAGUGCAGCGAGAGGAGCCUUCCGGAGCACGAGGCAAGACCGGAACCAGAGCUUUUAUGGCAAUAGGGGCCCUACUUAACGACGAGAAACGCACCUUUAUGCAUGAUAUCGAGUCUUUCUUUUGGGUGCUCUUCUGGACAUGCAUUCACUACAGGAGACUAGAUGAAAGAGGCAGGGUCGUCCCGAAGUUUGACAAGUGGAACUUCAUGGGUACGGAACUAUUGGCAAAUCUGAAAAAGGGCAUCGUGGUUGAAGAAAUGGAUUUUCUUAAGACUGUUGGGCAGUUCUUCACGCCGUACUAUCAGCCACUGAUUCCUUGCGUGAAUCGAGUGCGGAGGGUUGUAUUUCCAGGUGGUAGGAGGCGGAGGAAGCCCGAUCCGACCCUCUAUUCCGAUAUGAAGAAGACACUCCAGGAAGCACAGAAGGACUUAAGGGAUCACUGUAGCGAGUUCUCAGCGUUCGUUCAGCGACCUAGCGUAACAUGA